Molecule: messenger RNA, 3740 nt
Organism: Scleropages formosus (Asian bonytongue)
Lineage: Eukaryota; Metazoa; Chordata; Actinopteri; Osteoglossiformes; Osteoglossidae
Product: E3 ubiquitin-protein ligase RNF19B
Exons: 11
Coding region: 457-2193 (578 amino acids)
Biological process (GO): protein ubiquitination
Molecular function (GO): ubiquitin-protein transferase activity; zinc ion binding
Source: RefSeq, a predicted model, not a curated record
CCAAGUGCGCUUUCCGAGAUGCGAUAAACUCGCGCCGAUUGCAGUGCAGGCACUGCAGUCCUCUAUGGACCUCUCCAGUGAAGGAUAUUAACAGACGGUAGGGUCAUGGACAUCUGAACUCACUCAUGAAGCAGGAUGAGGCCUCUCCUGAUUGAAAACAUAGUGACUAGUGAAAAGAUGCAUGGACACUGAAGAAAUCUAACUCUGAGAUGUCAACCGGCUAAGACUGCAUGACUCUUAAGGAUCUCUGUUUCCGCUCUGCUUGAUUUCACACUGCCUGCCUUCCACGUCAUGGACUGCGAACCGUAAAGUUCUCUUACAAGCAGCCUCAGGCUACACGCACACAUUGGCUGGACCCCAGCGUGCUCAGCUCACCCCCUCUCCCACUGCUCCCGCAUUCCUCGUCCAUCACCGAGGUGCCCAUGCCGAUCUGGCCUGACCAAGCUUUACCAGACCAUGAAGAGGCCCAAGCAGCACCAGCAUCUCAGCUUCCUCCGCUUCUUCAGCCGCAAGUCCCAGGCAGAUGCCCGGCCGGAGGGGCCCGGGGCCGCAAAGUGUCGCGAGGAGGUCGCCAUCACGCUGACACCCAACGAGAACACAGAACAGGACCAGGGCAUUGCUGGAGGAGGAGGAGAAGCAGGAGGAGGCAGAAGUGAAGGCGUGGCGGGAGGGGAGGACGGAGAGGGCCUCGAACGCAGUGAUGGCAGCUCCACAAGGGUCCUCUCCUCCUCAGCCUCCAGCCAGGAGCAGCUUCUGGACCACCUGGAGUGCCCCCUGUGCCUUCUGAGCCAGCCUCGCUGCCGCUUCCCCCGCCUUUCCUCCUGCCCGCACCGCUCCUGCCUGGACUGUUUGCGCCAGUACCUGCGCAUUGAGAUCUCUGAGAGCCGUGUGGGCAUCGCGUGCCCGCAGUGCCACGAGGUGCUGGCGCCGCCCGACGUCCACGCCAUCCUGGAGGACCGUGCGCUGCUCGAGCGCUUUGAGGAGUUCCAGCUCCGUCGUUUCCUGGCUGCCGACCCAGACACCCGCUGGUGUCCUGCCCCUGACUGCAGCUACGCUGUGAUUGCCUAUGGCUGUGCCGAGUGUCCCAGGCUCCGGUGCGGGCGCGAGGGUUGCGACACCGAGUUCUGCUACCACUGUCGGCAACUGUGGCACCCAGACCAGACGUGUGACCAGGCCCGACGCCUGCGCGCCCGCCACACCUCGGGACACAACGAUGCCUCCGCGCUGUUCGUCUUCAACGAGGAGACUGCCAGCGAGGUGGAGGAGAUCAAGGCGUGUCCCCGCUGCGGAGCCUACAUCAUGAAGACCAACGACGGCAGCUGCAACCGCAUAAACUGCAGUGUCUGCGCCUGCCAGUUCUGCUGGCUCUGCAUGCAGGAGAUCACAGAUGUGCACUACCUCAGUCCCUCAGGCUGUACCUUCUGGGGGAAGAAGCCCUGGUCCCAGACAAGGAAAGUUGUUUGGCAAGUGGGCAUGCUGCUGGGGGCACCGGUUGUUAUCUCCCUCAUUGCUGGCAUUGCAAUACCAGUCAUCAUCAUCGGGAUUCCCAUCUACAUGGGACGAAAGGUCCACAGUCGAUGCAAGAAAAACAAUAUCUCAGGAAGUAAACACUACUUGACGGUAGCCAGUGGGGUAAUGAUGUCAGUGUUCGUGUCCCCUGUCAUAGCAGCUGUCACACUAGGGGUCGGUGUUCCCUUAAUGAUGACCUAUGUAUAUGGCGUGGUCCCCAUGUCCCUCUGCCGGAAUGGCUGGUGCAAGAACCAGAAGGACCAGCCUGAGCCACGCAACAUCCAGCCGGAAGAGCUCUUUAACUUCAGUGACCACUGGACUGGACAGUCCAACCAGGUGACCAGUGAGACCAGCUUGCAUGCGGUGAGCAGCCAUCCCACCACCAGCACUGACCCCCCCAACCGUGAAGGCGGCGGAGAGCAAGUCAGCUCGACAUGCGCUGUGGUCGUGGAUGCCAGCGAGGUCAAUGACACUCAGAGCCCUUCUGUACGGGAGGGGACCAACAUCGAGGUGCGGGUAGAGAUUGAGGCCUACCCCCGGGAUGGCCGUGCACCCAGUCUCAGUAGCAUCCUCUCCAGCCAGAGCCCAUCGGCUGAGUCCCUGGCAUACUCCCAAGAGCAGCUGUGUGGGAGCGAGUCAGGGGGCCAGGAACACCCGCCUGGACUGGAGCCUGAUGCCGACUGAUCUACUGAACCACCCACACCCCACCCUCGCUCCCGUCUCUGCUCUCACCGGGGGCUACGAUGCUUCCACCACCACACCCCACUCGCUACUUCCAGUUUCUGGGCAGCAAAGGGGCCAGCUUGUGGAACAGCUCUCUCCCAUGGAGCAAGGGAGAGAGACGGAAAGGGAGGGAGGGUAGAUGCUGUGUGUGCCAGAGAGGAGCAGCAACAGACUGGCUGAGUGUGUCAGAGUCUGUCCGUCUCUGAGUGAUUUAAAUGGGCACUUGCCAAAAAACAAGACGAGAAGCCUUCAGUUUCUCCAUUAUGAAUGAAUAUACAAAGAAAAAGUGUGCGAUAAUACUAUUCCUUCUUUAUUUAACUGAUGCCUUUGUCCAAGGCGAUUUACAGUACCUUUGCUGAAUAGUUUUAUGGACCAUAGCCUUGUUAUUUUUAACCACUUGGUUAAAAUUAUUGCUACUUCUUAAGAUAUUUUGCCUCAUUUAAUCUUUGGAACUUGUUUUGGGCCAUUGUUUGUUUUUACUAAUAGUUUUGGAUUUAAAAAAAUAGGAUUAAAAAAGGUGUGAUUUGUUUUGCAGAGAUGUAGCUUAUCUCCUAUCUCAGUUGUAAUUCUAAAGAGCUUCAGGGUAGAAACUGCAUAGAAGCAUCAGAGUGUAAAAGUACUGUGACUAUUAAUAGCUAUUAGUGACAAUGACAUGACCUGCCUGACCCUGAAAAGAUUUUUCAUUGGUGUUCCAAGCUGAGAACUGAAAUUUAUGCAAACUUUUUUUACACGAAAAGGCAGAGCCACAACCAAUUGUAGCAAUGGAGGUGGAUUCACCUGUGCUAAUGGAUGUACGCCCCCCAGCUUCCAUCUGGUAAAUAACCAUAUGUGUAAUCACUUUCCCUAAUCCCUUGCCACUGUAUUCAUCUGGAUUUUUGGGAUAGUGAAAUUUCAGUGUAUAUGAAAUCCACUUGGAGGGACACAUUUUCCUAUUUGGCUUGACAUGUCUUUUACAUUUAGAUUGUAUCAUUUUGAUAGGUCAUAAAAAAUCCCUUAAGUAUUCUCCUGAUGUCUGAUAAUUUAGAAAUAUCAGAAUUCUGCACCGAUUUCUGGGUCACACUUUAACACAAUUUUGUUUUCUCGGUGAAUUUGAAGGCCGUAUUUUCAGAUAUGUUGAAUAAUUUUGAGGGAAGUGUUGAAGUGCACUGUGAAUUAUUCUUCUGAUUCCCAUAUGUCUUCAGAGAGAUAUCAGUGUUUCUUUUGGGCCAGUUGUAUUAGUUUGUCACAAGUCAGGACAUCUCCUAAUAGACUGAGCUGCAUGAAAAAUGUCCAUCUGCUGUCUAAUCCAGAAUUUACAAUACAUCUGUGCUGAUACCGCUGUGGACCCACAGUGUUGCUGCUGGUGGGUUUAGUUCUACCUACACUGCAUUUUAUCACUGAGCACCAAUGUAAAACCAAAGCAUGCCAUGCCAGAAUUGUAUGUGCUGAGGACUACAGAACCCAAUCAUAGAAAGCCUGUUAUAAUCUGGAGUGUAAACCGGUCAAUCUAGGAACCUGAAAUAGUAUAU